UCGACCUCGAUUAGGCCACGCACAGGCGCACGCGCGCGCGCGCGCGUUCACACGACUCGUUUCGAGUUUCGACGCUCGGCUCGUAACCGCAUCCUACUACACUAUAACACCACUCUUGUCCGGCCAUACGUUGCUAAGCGUUAUCCCCCUCUUCUCGCCGAGAGAAGUUCAUUCAUACGUUAUUCAGUUCAGCGGUUCUCCUGCGUCUUACGAUGAAAUCGAUUCGUAAGCGAGUACGUCAUCUUUGAAUCGAUUCGAUUCGAUAUAGUUCGGUUUUAGUAGUUUGCACAAACUCCGAUUUCAUAUUAUUCGGUUUUCGAAACGUAAAAGGACAGCUAGAAGAGUAGCGUGACGCUUGCAGAGACAACGGAGAAGGAAAAGCGUAGGAAUGAGCGAGUAAGUCGUAGGAGAGGAAAAAAGAGUGAAUGGACGGUGGCCUCCAUCAAUGAAACAGCGAUCCUCAAACACAGUCUUUGCGAGAAACAUCGAUCGAGCAAUUUAAUCGGCAGGUAUCGGCAAGAGAAAGGAAUUAUUGAACGGUAGCGGAAUGGAAUCAGGUAUGCAAGCGACGCGUUGGAAGCAUGGAACGUUUAUAUCGUUAAAGAGCGUUCGUUGUCUUUGCAAGAUCGCGAUAUCGCGACGAGAAGCCAAAAUGAUUUUACAAAUAGAUAAGGGAGGGCGACGAAGGAGAAAAGCGCGGAGGAAGUUGUCCCGUUGUUGGCGUGUACCGAGCUACUCGAAGAAGCGUGAACGUAAGGAGAGAUUAAAAUAGUUGGAAAAGUCUUGUCGAAUACCCACGUAAGAUGGAGAAGUCUGCAAGUAAUAACACGUUUGGAAUAGGAAGACGCUAGCGAGAACAGCGUGAACCGGGUGAACCGCGUAAACUGCCUACGCGCGUUACGGCUGCGAGUAGUGCCCGAUACUUACGUGGGCCGUUGCACCGAUUACGCGGUUCGCGUUGCUCGCUUGCCUCCCGAGAUAUUCCUACUACACGAUACCUUUAUUCUUUAACGUCGCAUUUUUAUCGCUAUUCGACUAUCAACAAAACGCAGAGUUACCGGUUUUUAUCGAUCGCACUUUCGAAACGCUCAAGGGAGAUUUUUCCUUGCAAAGACACGACGAUAUCGAACGACACACCUCGCGCAACUCUAUGAAUUCGACGCAACCUACCUAGCUACCUAAACGAAAAAUAGUUUGAAAUAUCGAAUCGCACGAAUCCCGAACGGUGCGAAUAUCUAUCAGAGAAUGAGUUUUCAGACGGAAUGCCGUGGACAAGGCUAACGAAAACAUUUCAGACAUAGUGUCUGCAUUUCAUUUAGAAAGGAAAGAUGGAAAGAAAUAAGGAAAUGGAUGAGAUGACGUACAGUGGACAAGGAUAGAGUGUAGUCGAGAGAAGUGGAAAAUGGUUUACGAUGUAGAGUGAAUUGUUGGAGUAGACUACUGUAGAAUGGAGUGGAGUGGAGUGGAGUGGAGUGGAGUGGAGCGGAGUGGAGUGGAGUGGAGCGGAGUGGAGCGGAGUGGAGCGGAGUGGAGCAGAGUGGAGCAGAGUGGAGCAGAGUGGAGCAGAGUGGAGCGGAGUGGAGCGGAGACAGAAGAGCAGAGAAGGGAGCAUUCAUUCAUGUUGUUCGUUCGUGGAAUCGAGGGUAGUCUUCUUGGCGUGGAACUAGACGAAAAAGGUCAAGAGUUUCUCAACGAAUACUUGUCUCUCGACGAAGGCAAAUACCUCGCCGAAUUGCACGAGUUUCAAGAUACAGCGAUCGAGAUCGACUUGAUCGAUGAAAAAACGAAGCAUCGGCCGGUUCAUCAAGCACCUAGAGUUGUUUAUCAGAUCGGGGAUAGCGAAGAGGAGUUACCCGAAUGUUUGGACCGAAGCCAAGUUUGCAGCAAGGUGGAUUUAUAUGGGUCGCCGUGGGUCGAGAGGCAGUGCCGUUGCCCGGAUGCUCGUAGCUGUCCUAGUAGCUUGCACGGAGACGACGGACACACGAUAGUCGAUAAAACACGCCAGUACAAGCUUUGCGAGCCAGUGAAACGUCUUCCCAUUUGUCGUUAUUUCAAGGAUGUCACAUGGACCGUAGCUCCUGGAGGGGGCCCGGCGAACGCGACAGUUCAGAGAGUUUACUGUCGAUGUCGACCAGCCAGCGUACCCUAUCUAGUUCGAAGACAAGCAUUCAGGUCUCCCGAGGGAAAUUCUGGAUUUAUUUAUGCUUUCGCGUGCUCUCCGCAAAGUAGGCUGCGCUGUCAACGCAAGGAACCUUGUCGACUGUUUACCGUACGAAAGAGACAAAGCUCGCAACUCGAAGAGGUGAACGCUUCGCCUCUUUGCCAAUGUCCAAAGGGUCAUCGGUGUCCCAGACGACACACGGAUCCGGGAUCGCUUCCGGCUAGAUCGUAUUCCGGCGUUUUGGAGAUCAAAACUUACAGUGGGUAUUGCGUGCCCCUGCAACCGCAUCAUUCCGAAGCAGUUUACACCGUAUGAGACAUCCGCUCAUUGACAGUGGCAUCAGUCCCGUCAGUCGCGUCAGCCGCGUCAGUCGCAGCUUAGAUCGGACUUGUAAAAAUGGCGCGCGAGUAACGCGGAAACGAACUGCGAGUCGAGUCGAGUCGAGGUGGACGCGUCCGCGCAUUCGAUGCGUCGAGGAAUGCUCGACCAAAUCGCGACCGAUUUACAUUCGAAUCGUAAGGAAUCGUUGCGACAGCACAGGAUCGACCGCUAUUAUUGUACGCGUACUUUGCUCUCGCACCCUUUUCGCCUAUUUUUACUUUCCUUUCGUAUUACGUCAUCGUACCUAUGUAACGUUGCUCUUGUAAAUAUUUCAUUCCCAAAGGUAGCGGAAUACUCUCUCUCUGUCGAUACGAUAAGCUAAAUAUGAAUAUAAAGACGAAUAUGAAUAAACGCGUAAUAAAGAAUUUUGUAUUAUUCGUGACAA
Hylaeus volcanicus is the source of this 2927-nucleotide messenger RNA. RefSeq names its product protein giant-lens (gene aos). The record is from RefSeq and is a predicted model, not a curated record. NCBI's taxonomy places the organism in Eukaryota, Metazoa, Arthropoda, Insecta, Hymenoptera, Colletidae. The coding region runs from base 1448 to 2476 and encodes 342 amino acids. The transcript has 5 exons.